Messenger RNA from Rotaria sp. Silwood2, 462 nucleotides. NCBI's taxonomy places the organism in Eukaryota, Metazoa, Rotifera, Eurotatoria, Philodinida, Philodinidae. The record is from the annotation of a GenBank genome assembly.
AUGCCAAACAAGAUUCAGAGUACGGCAGUCGUCAAUACUGAUGAGAUUGCUCGAAAAUUAGAAGCUGUCUGUGGUAUCAAAUCAGGUUCGAUCUAUAUCAGUACUAUUGUGAUCACUCAUAGUGAACCAAAUGCCGAUGGUCGUCACCAUCAAGUUGAUAGUGAAAAACGUGAAAUACCUAAAUGUGAUCAGCUGGAAUCUGUCAGCUCAAUUGUGAAAAUAACAAUGCAUAUAAUUUAUCCGGCAAGAUGUGGCAUAUCUAUGCGUUGCAAAAAAGAAUUCGCUGAUGUUAUCCAAGCUCGUCUUGUUGCAUAUAGUUCAAUUAUUUUACUAGAAUUCAAAUUUGAUGACGACAGCUUCAGUGAACUUGCUUUGACCAGAUGUAAGAGUGCCACUGAUUCAUCAUUGAAUUCUUCAGUACGGUCACGACGUGCUGCUAAAGCCACUACAACCAAAAGCUAG